AUGGCGGAUAUGACCAAUGGGAGUUCAACCGGAAACGGUUGGCAGGAUUCGCUUCCGGUCCACGAAAAGUACAUCCUUCUGUCGGUCUGUCUUCUGAUCAUCCUCGUAGGAGUGAUCGGUAACGCGAGCAUCCUGCUCGCCGUGACCAGAGUACGUGAGAUGAGGCGGCCUAUCUACUAUUGCCUGACCAGUCUCUGUAUCUCGGACACUCUCGUCCUGCUUAUCAUUCCCGUCUGGCCGCUCACCAACCUUUUCCAGCUCAGGAUAAUGUAUGGCGGUCAGGAGUUCUGUCACUUUGCUGGGUUUUUUGACCGAGGUGCGUUGGUGUCGUCGCUAUUAACAGUGCUGGUACUAAGCGUGGACCGUUACGUGGCGGUAUGUCACCCGCUCCGUGCCCGACAAGUGCUAUCUAAGCGCACCACCAUGGCGGUGCUGUGUGCUAUCUGGGGACUCUCCAUCGCCGUCUCCGCUCCCUACGCCACGAUGUCCGCAUAUUACGAGAGAGUCAGCGACGGCGUCAAUGUAACGUUAUGCGGCUGGGACAUGCAUCCAUGGCAACUGAAAUAUGACACAGCGGUGUUUUGUAUUUUCAUCCUGGUGCCUAUGAUAUGCCUGGUAGUAUUUAAUGUUCUCAUCGUGCGCACUUUAUUGCGGACUGCCAAGAAAACAACUUCCCGGUCGGAACAUCCGGGCUCUCAUGCACGCAGAAACAGACAAGUGGCGUUUAUGGUGACUGGAAUCGUCGUGUCGUUAUGGGUGUGCCUACUCCCCACCUUCAUCUAUCAGAACCUCUGGAAAGUUUGCGACCUUCUGCAAAAAGUUACCGGCGUCUGUGGUAACAACAUAACUAUUCUACGCCUCAGCUGGUUUUUCCGGAUAUUAGUACUCAUGAACAGUGCCGGAAACCCCGUCAUCUACAGCGUUGUGUCCUCAGAAUUCAGAGCCGCGUUGAGAAAGGCAAUCCGGAUUUAUCCGGGUGACCGGAAACCAGGAAUGGGCCAUCUUGACUUGGCCUCAACUAGACUAACGUCAUCAUGCGCCUAG
Liolophura sinensis is the source of this 1044-nucleotide messenger RNA. RefSeq names its product growth hormone secretagogue receptor type 1-like. Gene Ontology annotation, cellular component: plasma membrane. The transcript has 2 exons. Bases 1 to 1044 code for a protein of 347 amino acids. Gene Ontology annotation, biological process: G protein-coupled receptor signaling pathway. Gene Ontology annotation, molecular function: G protein-coupled receptor activity. The record is from RefSeq and is a predicted model, not a curated record. Lineage: Eukaryota; Metazoa; Mollusca; Polyplacophora; Chitonida; Chitonidae.